CUGCAAGCAGUGGUGGAUUGGCGGGUGCGGGGCCAGGCCAUGGCGGAGCGGCGGGUCCUGUGCGUGGGGCUGGUCUGCCUGGACAUCAUCAGCGUGGUGGACGCGUACCCGGCCGAGGACACGGACACGAGGUGCGUGUCGCAGCGGUGGCAGCGCGGCGGGAACGCGUCCAACUCGUGCACGGUGCUGGCGCUGCUCGGCGCCCCCGCCGCCUUCAUGGGCUCGCUCGCGCCCGGGCCCGCGGCUGACUUCAUCGUGAGCGACUUGCGGCGCCGGGGCGUGGACACGGGGCACGUGGCAUGGCAGAGCAUUGGGGACACGCCGUGUGCCUGCUGCAUCGUCAAUGCCGCCAACGGCUCGCGGACCAUCACCCUCUACGACACAAACCUGCCAGAUGUGACAGCCCAGGACUUCGAGCAGGUCGACCUCUCCCAGUACAAGUGGAUCCACUGGGAGGGCAGAAAUGCAGCCGAGCAGGUGAAGAUGAUCCAGCGUGUGGAGGAGCAUAACCGGGGCUGUGCCCCGCACCAGCGCAUUGCCACGUCCGUGGAGGUGGAGAAGCCGCGGGAGGAGCUCUACCAGCUCCUGGGCUAUGGGGACGUGGUGUUUGUCAGCAAGGACGUUGCAAAGGUCUUUGGCUUCCAGUCGGCGCCUGAGGCUGUGCGGGGCCUGUCCAGCCGGGUGAGGCCGGGGACCACACUCAUCUGUGCCUGGGCAGAGCAGGGCGCGGAUGCACUGGGGCCGGCGGGGGAGCUGGUCCACGCUGAUGCCGUGCCCCCCGCCCGCAUUGUGGACACGCUGGGGGCUGGCGACACCUUCAACGCUGCUGUCAUCUUCGCCCUGUCUGCAGGGCGCGGCCUGCAGGAGGCGCUGGCCUUCGGCUGCGAAGUGGCCGGCAGGAAGUGCGGGGUGCCCGGCUACGACGGCAUCGUGUGACGGUACCGGGACCAUGGGGGUGGUGCGGGGCCUGCGUGGGGGGCGGCGUGGCCCCGGCCCUGGUCCCCUGGCCUUGUCCCCACAGCCCCGUGUCCUCUGCUCAAUAAAGAUGCUGAAGCUCCCUGCA
Messenger RNA from Alligator mississippiensis (American alligator), 1063 nucleotides. It is a transcript of the gene KHK, whose product is annotated as ketohexokinase. Lineage: Eukaryota; Metazoa; Chordata; Crocodylia; Alligatoridae. Gene Ontology annotation, biological process: fructose metabolic process. The coding region runs from base 40 to 936 and encodes 298 amino acids. Gene Ontology annotation, molecular function: ketohexokinase activity. The record is from RefSeq and is a predicted model, not a curated record. The transcript has 8 exons.